Aspergillus puulaauensis is the source of this 651-nucleotide messenger RNA. RefSeq lists its product as uncharacterized. Gene Ontology annotation, molecular function: nitronate monooxygenase activity. The record is from RefSeq and is a predicted model, not a curated record. Bases 1 to 651 code for a protein of 216 amino acids. NCBI's taxonomy places the organism in Eukaryota, Fungi, Ascomycota, Eurotiomycetes, Eurotiales, Aspergillaceae. The transcript has a single exon.
AUGAACAUGAUCGGACACCCUAAGCACGCUCUCAAAGCCGUCGAGGUCGGAGCUGACCUAAUUUGCGCACAAGGAGGCGAGGGAGGAGGUCACACCGGUGAUAUCCCUACCAUUCUUCUGAUUCCCGCCGUGGCAGAGGUUCUUCGAGGCAAAAUUAGCCCUUUCACUGGUCGCCAGGUAGCGCUAGUCGCAGCGGGGGGCAUGUACAAUGGACAGACUCUCGCAGCAGCACUCAUGCUUGGUGCUGGCGCCGUGUGGGUUGGAACGCGGUUUAUUCUCUCGGAAGAGUCUGGUGCGUCGACGUUCCACCAGAAGGCGCUGCAGGAUACUGGCUUGGACGGUAUUAUUCGCACGACGAUCUUCACUGGCCGGCCACUCAAUACCCAGUCUACGCCGUAUAUCCAGCGCUGGGAGACUGAGCGCCGGGAGGAGAUGUUGCAGUUGCAAAACAAGGGUAUCAUUCCGUUGGCUCAUGACAUGGAAACCAAGAAAGAUGAUGAUGAGGUUUUGGACAACGCACAUCCAGUCCUCAUGGGCAAGGUUGCGGGGCUGGUGCGAGAGAGACUCCCCGCUGGAAAAAUUGUCGAGAACAUGGUCGAGGAGGCUGCGGAGUUGUUGGAAGUUGGGGGGAAGAGUGUUGCGAAGCUAUAG